AUGGCUGCGGUGAACGCAAACGUGCUGUCCAGUGACAUAAGCCGUAGAAAUCCCCAGGACGAGUACGAGCUUAUACAGAGAAUAGGCAGCGGGACCUACGGCGAUGUCUACAAGGCUAAACGUCUCUCCAUGAAUGACCUCGCGGCGAUUAAGGUUAUCAAAUUGGAGCCAGGUGACGACUUUGCAAUCAUUCAACAGGAGAUCUUAAUGAUGAAAGACUGCAGGCAUCCAAAUAUUAUUGCUUAUUAUGGAAGUUAUUUAAGAAGAGAUAAAUUAUGGAUAUGUAUGGAGUAUUGUGGAGGUGGAUCGUUACAGGAUAUAUAUCAUAUAACUGGACCAUUAACAGAAAUACAAAUAGCAUAUAUGUGUCGGGAGACCCUCACUGGUUUAGCUUACUUACACAGCAUGGGCAAGAUGCAUCGUGAUAUUAAGGGUGCCAAUAUACUGUUGACCGAAUCCGGCGAUGUAAAACUGGCAGAUUUUGGCGUGUCGGCACAGAUUACCGCGACAAUUAAUAAGAGAAAGAGCUUUAUCGGUACACCUUAUUGGAUGGCUCCUGAGGUAGCAGCCGUGGAAAGAAAAGGUGGUUAUAAUCAAUUGUGCGAUAUUUGGGCAUGUGGAAUAACCGCGAUUGAAUUAGCGGAACUGCAGCCACCGAUGUUUGACCUACAUCCCAUGCGCGCUCUAUUUCUCAUGUCCAAGUCUGGCUUUAAGCCACCGACAUUGAAGGAUCGCGAUAAAUGGAGUCCAACGUUUCAUAACUUCGUCAAAAUUGCUCUCACAAAAAAUCCAAAAAAAAGGCCGACGGCAGAGAAAUUACUUCAGCAUGCGUUUUUCCAAGGAGAGAUGAGCAAGAGACUGGCUUUAGAAUUAUUACAAAAAGUGUCGAAUCCUAGCCAUAUGUUCACGGAUCUGGAGGCCGAUGAAGACGGGGCGGUACCCAAUGUUCCGCAAAGAAUAGCCUCACGUCACACUGCAAGGCCUAGGCCAAAAAGUCCUAUAUCGCAACUAGAUAGUGAUGAUCAAAUCAAUAUUGAUGGAGGGACAUUACAUAGAGAUUCUAUAUCACCAUCUGUGGAUAGUCCAGCGUGGGAUAUAAUGGAUAUCAUGAAUAAUGUUAAAGUCGUGCAUAAUUGUGAUGUGCACCCAGACUGUGGGAUUGGAUCUGCAUUUGAAGACAUCCAGGAAAAAAUACUUGGUGCGAACUUUAAGACAAAUAAAAUAUUGAAACGUAGUAAAACUGGCACAGAGAUGUUUCAUAUGUCUUUAAGGAGUCUAUUGCAGUACAUUGAUGAGGAGUUGUUGCUAAGGGGGAAUGCAAUGUCGAUGGUUGAUGGGCAUUGCGACCAGCUAUAUUCCCUGCAAGCUACUCUUCCAUUGGGGGAAUCUUCGAACGAUUGCGAAGUUCAUUGUCCAUAUUAUAAUGUAUCUGGGUCUCAAGCGAGUCCCAGACGUCACAGCUCCGUGGAUGAGUUGUAUGGCCUCGUCAAUAGUUCUCAGUCUUUAACAGCUGUGAAUGGACAACGUCAACGAUCAUUAUCGGACAGCGGCCCUAGGGAUGAGCCCGCACAGACAAACGGUGACAAUGAGAUAUCAGCUGAUCGAGACAGGGAAAGUAUGAGUCCCGACUUACUAUCAGACACUCCACCUAUUCCUCCAAGAAGAAGAGAUCGGAAGAGACAUACGCCACCAAGACCGAUAAGUAAUGGAUUGCCUCCUACACCGAAAGUGCACAUGGGAGCGUGUUUCUCAAAGGUAUUCAAUGGCUGUCCACUGAGAAUACAUUGUACCGCAAGUUGGAUUCAUCCAGAUACAAGGGAUCAGCACUUGCUUAUCGCAGCGGAAGAAGGAAUUUAUAAUUUGAACUUGAACGAACUUCAUGAAACUGCGAUAGAUCAGCUGUAUCCUAGGCGUACUAUCUGGAUGUAUGUUAUCAAAGAUGUUCUUAUGUCUCUUUCCGGAAAAACGCCUCAGUUGUAUAGGCAUGACUUGUUAGCAAUGCUAAGUAAACAGACUCAUAGAUUUUCAUUGCAUAUGAAUAAAAUACCAGAGAGAUUAGUUCCUAGAAAGUUCGCUCUAACUACAAAAGUACCGGACACCAAGGGAUGUACCAAAUGUUGCGUUGGAAGAAACCCGUAUAAUGGGUACAAAUAUCUGUGUGGAGCGAUGCCAGCAGGUAUAUUCUUAAUGCAAUGGUACGACCCAUUGAAUAAAUUUAUGCUUUUAAAACAUUUUGACUGCGUUCUGCCGUCGCCACUAAAUGUCUUUAAGAUGAUUAUCACGCCUGAAAUGGAAUACCCAAUGGUAUGUGUAUCGGUUAAACAGCCAUAUCAGCAAAAUAAAAUAAAGCUGGACUUAAUUAAUAUGAAUUCGGGAGCGAGUUGGUUUCAUAGUGACGAAUUGGAAGAUAUGGAUGGCUCAGCAACUGUGAUACCAAGACGAGAGAAUUUGAACGUUAUUAACGUUACGCAAUUUGAAAAAGAUGCAAUACUUGUUUGUUACGAUAAUAUGGUAAAGAUGGUAACUUUACAAGGAAAACCCCGUAUUAGUAAGAAGCAGUUAUCAGAGCUGCAGUUUAAUUUCGAAAUCGAAUCUAUCAUUUGUCUACCUGAUAGUGUAUUGGCAUUUCACAAACACGGUAUGCAAGGUAGAAGUUUCAAGAAUGGCGAAGUUACACAAGAGAUUAGUGAUCCGAGUAGAACUUACAGGUUACUUGGCUCAGAUAAGGUUGUGAUGUUGGAGAGUCACUUAGUUCAUAGUGGCACAUUGACUGAAUCGGAAGGGGCAGACUUGUACAUUCUCGCUGGACACGAGGCCAGCUAUUGAGUAUUGAACCUAAGUAGCGAUUACCCGCUGCAUGCUCUCACAUGAUAUGUGAUUGAACUGCAUGUAAUGUGAAAUCACUACGAGAACGGUGAGAUUAAAGUAUGCGGAGGUGAAAACUUUACAAUUAAUUAUCAUACCACGAAUGUAUGUGCACAACCGGCACGACCAGCGUGCAAUUUAAACGCUGCGAUAGUCGCUGUCUCUGUAUGAUUGAUAUAUCAUAUAAACUGGUAAUUACUCGUGGUAAUUUUUUUUUUUAACGAAAGUCUUAGAGCUAAGCAACACUUACAGACAUGAGUAAAGUUACGAUGAGGGGGAAUAGUGAAUUUAAUGAGAGGACAGAGUUAAGAGAAU
Molecule: messenger RNA, 3180 nt
Organism: Cyphomyrmex costatus
Lineage: Eukaryota; Metazoa; Arthropoda; Insecta; Hymenoptera; Formicidae
Gene: hppy
Product: MAP4K3-like protein hppy
Exons: 21
Coding region: 1-2826 (941 amino acids)
Biological process (GO): intracellular signal transduction; protein phosphorylation
Cellular component (GO): cytoplasm
Molecular function (GO): ATP binding; MAP kinase kinase kinase kinase activity
Source: RefSeq, a predicted model, not a curated record